Messenger RNA from Egretta garzetta (little egret), 4752 nucleotides. It is a transcript of the gene FAM151B, whose product is annotated as family with sequence similarity 151 member B. The record is from RefSeq and is a predicted model, not a curated record. Bases 711 to 1370 code for a protein of 219 amino acids. The transcript has 5 exons. Lineage: Eukaryota; Metazoa; Chordata; Aves; Pelecaniformes; Ardeidae.
CUGCUUUCCCCCGUUUUCUUCAAGAUGAUUAAAGUAUUUCAGGUUAUUUGUGUGAGCAGUUUAUUACAGUGAACUUUAGUUUAAUUUGUGUGAAUAUUGGGGAAAUAAGUAAUAUAUUUAUGUAAUUUUAUACAUCAGUUCCUUUCUCUUGACUGUAUAAUUACUAUCUUUUAAAUUAUUAUUUCCAUCUUAGUAGCUGUAUAUAUUGAAUUCUCUGCAAAGGUGGUAGCACUGCCCAAAUGCUCGGAUGCUCUCAUUAUAGAAAGCUGUUUUCAAGAGCUUGCAGCAUUCCUAAGGUUUCCACUCCCUUCUCUUGUGUUUCAGCUACCAUUUUCCUGGCAGAUAUUUCUGGCUGGCUGGCUGACUUUUCUUUUGGCUGAGCUGGAUUGCUCAGUUUUGAGAAUUAGAACUCUCAGUCUUUGCCAGCAUUAAAAUCUUCUGGUCACCUGGUCUAAAAAGCUUUUUCUGGAACCCAAUUUUAAGAGGAAAAGAUUUGAAAUUUAGCAAGAGCGGAUGCACAUUUUGGAUGUUCAUUUUGCUGUUCCUCUGAAAAAAAUGUGAUAACUUGGCCAAAUAUAUCUACAAAAAUCAAGUUUUGCAUGCUUGUAGAUUUCUGAAGAGUUUAGUGACUGAAGUACCCAAAGAAAUGCACCCCUGUUGCUUCACAGACAACAGCUCGUACUGGGGGAUCUUUGUGGAGUGAUGUUCACAUGAUAGAAGCAGAUGUUCUUCUUCGUGGCGGCAAGGGAGGAAAUGGAGACCCUAUCAUGGCUCAUCCACCCGAAACAGACAGUGACAACACAUUGCAGGAAUGGCUAGAAGAGAUUAUCCACACAAAUAAAGGCAUCAAGCUGGAUUUUAAGAGUCUAGAAGCCGUACGGCCUUCCUUGGAGCUUCUUCAACAUGUGAAGCAGGAUUUGAGGCGACCCGUUUGGAUCAACGCAGACAUCCUACCGGGACCUAAUGGAAGUAAUGCUGUAGUGGAUGCAAAAGGUUUCCUCGACACUGUCACUUCAUUUUUCCCAAAUGUAACCCUAUCGCUGGGAUGGACAACUGGCUGGCAUCCUGACAAACACAAUAAAGGCUAUGAUUGGAUGAUGGUGAAAGAAAUGGCUCAGAUAUGCAGUUCACUUUCCCAGCCUGUAACUUUCCCUGUACGAGCAGCGUUAGUACGACAGUCCACAUCUGAGCUGUGCUGGUUAAUCCAACAGUCGGAUAGAUACAGCCUCACUGUUUGGACGGGAAAGGAAGAUGUGUAUUCUUUGGAAGACUUGCUUUACAUCCGAGAAAACUUUGAUAAAAGUAGGGUUUAUUAUGACAUUUUAGAGCCAAAAAAUUCUGAAUUCAAAAAAGCCAUAGGAAUAGAAUAGUAAAUACGAACAAGUCGAAGCCUGAUCUUACAGUAUUUAGCCUCUUUAAAUGUGAAGAUUUCUUGUUUGGAGAAAUGUAUUUUCCUUACCAAAAGAAAUGUAUAGAGCACACCUGUGGUUAUCGGAGGAGUUUUUGUAUAAGACCUUACUGAAAGGCUUCUCAAAUAGAAAUUUAAUGCCUUCUUAAUUGUUACUUACACAUCAUAUGCAUGCUCCCUCUCAUUCACCCAGUGGCGUGUGCUAAAGGCUACUCACGUUACCUAAAUAUUCUAGUCCUUCUUCCCUGCAAGCAUAGGAAGGGGAGAAUGGCCCCAGCUGAUAGUUGUGGACCGAGGUAGUUUGCUACUAACUGCUUUCCUGGAAGCCGAGGUCUGUGGGACACUCAACCUCAAAUAAAGCCUGUUUUUGCUUUUACAGGGGAGGACAAGAGUCAAGGCUGUAUUAACUACAGAACUAUGCAGCUCCCAAAGGGGUUAUUUUGUAGCUCAUCCUGAUACACUCCAUUUUUAAUGCCAUUGCAGUUGAUAAUGUUCUCACUCCUAGUCAAUAGAAAAUUCUGUUUGCUAGAUGGGAAGAGUGGGAUCGGUGAUGCUACACAUUCCGAGGAGAAAGAAUGAUUUUUACUGAAUUAAAACUAAUCAGGUUCUCUGCCAUGUGGUAAUUGUUCAUUCCACACCAUGGCUUGCCUCCAUGCUUUCUGAGCCAUCAGCAGUGUAGUCCUUGGAGUGUGAGAAGGCUGAGUUGGAGAUGCAGCUGCACUGCAGGAGGUGCUGGGGUAAAUGGAACCCCCAGAAUGAAGAAUGAUCCUGUCCUGUACGUAAAGCACAGAGGUGGAUUACAGUGACGUACACGUCAAAGACAGCAUUAAAAGAGCUACAGUGGUUUAUAAGAGAGAGAAAUGCUGCUGGUUCUUUCAAGAGUUUUAAACUAAAUUUUGAGUAUAACAGGAGUUUUGUAGUCUGUUCUGCUGCAGACUUUCUGAAAGCCAGAGGCUCUAAGAAUGAAAUAGCUGUACAGUGAUUAGUGCUUACAGCAAAAAUUGCGCAUUUAUGUGAUAGUACAGUUAUUUUCUACAUUCUCCUGGACAUCUUUUUAACUCUCAGAAUAUGAUUUCAAAAAUUUUCAGAAGCUGAACUUCCCUUAGCGAAAGAUUAAAAUCAUCGCAGCCCUUGCCACCUGCAGGAAAAGUCCGACCUCUUUCAUUUUAAGCAUUGUUUGGCUCUUUUGCUUCUGUAUCUCUUAAAAUGAAUACAGACAUUGACAUCUGUGCUGACUGAAACACAAGCUGUGUAUUGUGGUCUUUUUCCAAACAUUACCAAGGGGUUUUUUUGCAACGACAAAGGAGAUUUUGAUUUCUAAAUGAAAGCUGAUUCUGUAAAGAGGCAUUACCCUGGCAUCUUCUUGCUCUCCUCUUCCCAUUCCUCUCACAUGCAUGAAUUUUAACUUCGAUGUUCUACACAUCGCUGGACAGGCUGUGGUCCUAAAGAGUUAAUUACAGCAAUUUUUGGUUCUUACAACUUUUUUAUAGUAUUAAUACAACUGUGAUAGAAAAGUUAGUUAUAUUUAUUAAUCCUAAAUCUUGAAAUGUGGUGAUUUCAUGCAGUCAUUAAAAUUUAAGAUUCCUUGUUGUUACCUACAGCUCCUUUGCUUUUGCAUUUUUGUCACCUACUGAGAGGUACUUGGGUAAAAUUAGGAAAUACUUUUCCAAAUGAGGAAGAAAACUACCUAGUUGUACUUGGAAUAGUUAAACAGAGCACUUAAAUUAGUUUUACACAAUCAGGCAACGUGAAUGGCAGUAACCACCAAAAGGUCAAAUCCAGCAGUGUAAUUCCUUUUAAUGAAUUGGGAGAAAUUACUUAAUUUUUAGCUCAUAUUGACAACAUGGUCUGAUCUGAACAGAUUUAACCGCUCCAUUCUUUAUAGCAUCUGUUUCUUUGAGCUUUGCAUGCAUACUUUGCUAUACCGUGGGAGGAAGAGAGAUUAACUGUUUCCUAACCAAUCAUAGCUAUGGAAAAUACUUCAGAUACUUCAAAGACCCUUUUCUAACCCAGAUCAUUUUGACUAACACGGGUUCAGGAGCUACUGUGUGAACAGGCGUGCUAGCAGAUCUGAUCAUGAGGUAUCCUUUUCUGGAUGACAACCCUUUCAUCUAACUCCCCUUCAGGGAGAACAGGAUACAUGAAUGACCAAAGUUACAGGCGUUGCUUUGAAUCUGUGGUACAUACAGGAAACUAGUAGGAAAUAGUAUAGUUCAGAGGUUUUUAUUUUCUGGGAUAUACUGUUGAACAAGAAGCACUCGGGACAUCGGCUGGCUUUUGGAAUCAAAUGCUGCGUUACUCAAAAUGAGUCGGGCAGGUGUCUGAAUAACAGAAUUUGCUUUUGAGGGACAUAAAGGAAAUAGCUUGAGGACACAUUGCUGUAGCCACGUUCAUUUAUUGAAUGAAAGGUGCAAUUAAAGAGCAUUGAGGUUUUUGUAUUAUUCUUACUGAACACUUUACUAGUUCUAGGCUUAGUCUGGGUUUCUUUUCAAGAUACUGCUGGUCACUCAGAUGCAGUGAUACUCUAUAGCCAUACGUUUAUUUCUAAUAGAUUUGAAGUCCAGAGUGUGUUGUUGUCCUUUUGUUCCACAAUUUAUAUAAACGUUUAGGACUGGAAUGGACUCCUAGGUCUUGUUUUAGCUCCUUGUUGCAGGCAGUUACAUCUUUCAGUUGGUUAGGCCUUUUUGCAUCUUCACGGGCAGACUUUUCUGUUACUUAGAAGCCUUUUUUUCCCCACUUAUCAAAAACCAUCUGAAGUAUUAGUAUUUGUUAAAACUGGUUAAACUAUUAAGUAAAAUACAUUACCAGCAACUGCCAGAAGUAUUUUUAAGGGUGUAGACAUCAUGGCAGAAGUAUCACUGAGCAAAAUAUAUGGAUAUUACACAUGUAUUAACAGGGAUAUUCAGAUGAAAUUAAAAGAAGAUGUGAUCUGGAUUACCAGAAAAAUUAAUUAACAAGACCUGUAAAACUAGAUGAAACAAAAUGCUAGAAAUUAAUUCCAUGAAGCAUUCUUGCAGUAACAGAAGGGUUUGACUGUAUGGUGAAUUUGUUUAUUCUGUAUGGAUUGUCCUGUAUAUCUGAAUUUCUGUAUGCUUUUUUUUCUUUUUUUCCUUUUUUUAACCUUCUGUCAGUGAUCUAUUCCUUGUACUUAAUACUUUGUUGAGGAGCUGUAAAUUCUGCCAGCUCUUUGUGGAAUCAUUCUCUGUGGGUGUUGCUUCAUGUCUGUUGAUAUCUUUCAGCCAGGUUUUUAGUCUUAAUUUUCCUUGUUACAUCAAAAAUCUGCUUGACUUCAAUGGAAUUAGGUAUUGUUCAGGGUGUCUCGGUGAGUUAAUUGAUUAAUAAAA